Molecule: messenger RNA, 384 nt
Organism: Ogataea philodendri
Lineage: Eukaryota; Fungi; Ascomycota; Pichiomycetes; Pichiales; Pichiaceae
Exons: 1
Coding region: 1-384 (127 amino acids)
Source: RefSeq, a predicted model, not a curated record
AUGGCAGCAAGCUUGGCGUAUGUGGACAACAACUUGGAGGUGACAGAGUUUCUCUUGAGUCUGGUGUUAGAGAGACGUUUGGAGACACCGUUGUCUGCAAAGUUCAACGAGUUCCGCUUGCUCUCGUUCAUGAAGAGCAUGGAGUUACGUCUGCUACCAACAGAGAUCCGUUUCCUUAUUGGAGACUUCUCAAUUGGCUUCUCUGCCUUUGAACGCUGGAACGAGACUGGACGAUUGGAUGCAGUUCCUGCACUGAAGUUGCGCAUAGAGGAACGCUUCUUCUGUGGAGAACUGGUACCGCUGGAGGCUGGAGUCACCGGAGUCACUUUCGAAAUCACUGACGAGGAUCGAACAAGGGUCUGCGUUUGGUCGCUAUGGUCAUGA